CCCCCCGUUCUUCCGUUUCGCAUUUUUCCUGAGGUUUUCGUGCCUGGAAGCAGCAAGCAGCAGUCUCACUUCGUCGGAGCAAAUAAGCCAUGGGCGAAACCGUCAAGAAGGAAGUGGAAGACGGAGAUUCGAGCAGAGCUUCUCCGAUGCCGCAUGACGACUACAAAUCCGCCGGUGAAGACGACGCUGCUACUCUCACUAGACUGUCUCUCUCUCCCGAUUCUGCUGACGCUAACCCCAACACCGACCUUAUUCCGAUCUCGGUGCCGCUGGACAUUCCGAUUGAGAAGAGAAAGAGGCGUUUGAAGAUCAAGCUCUCCUGUUCCGAUUCCAAAAUUGAUCAUGCAAUGUCCAGUCAUGCAGGGAAGUGCAUAAGGUCAGUGCGAGCCAAAAAACAUUGUGGGCAACAUGAGGCUAGGACGGAUGUGUUGAGCACUCCUAAGGAAGUCAAGUCACCAGCUCUGAUUCGUGCUGAAGAAAUUCAAUCAAAUUUGGAACCUGAAUUUCCUAGCUUUCUGAAAGCUUUAGUCAGAUCACACGUCGGAAGUUGCUUUUGGAUGGGUCUUCCUGGGCCUUUUUGUAGAGCAAACUUACCUCAAGAGGAUACUACAGUUACUCUGGAAGAUGAGGAUGGAAAGGAAUUCAACAUCAAGUACAUUGGAUAUAAGACGGGAUUGAGUGCUGGUUGGAGACAAUUCUGUGUUGCCCACAACUUGCUCGAGGGAGAUGCUUUAGUAUUCCAGUUAGUUGGAAACUGCAGAUUCAAAGUUUACAUAAUAAGGUCCAAUGAUUUGGCCGAAGUGGAUGGGGCAUUAGGUCUACUGAAUUUGGAUGCUCAUAUAAAACAAAAUGGCGCAGAUUUCAUGGAACAAAAGGGUAAUGUAAAUGCAGUAAUGGCCAUUGUACCCAGCAAAAGUGCCAAGAAAAGGCGCUGUAAAGUUCCCCAAUCAUCUUUCCUUCGAAAGAAGAAGAGGAAGCCUAGCAAGCCAAGAUCAUCAUUUCAUGACGGGCAACCACCAGCUGGGCAAUCUGAAAACGACAGCGAAGAAGUUGGUUCUGAAGUCUUGGAAGGUUUCAAAUUAUCCUUUCCUGGACUUAAGUUUGAAGAUAUCCAAAGCUUUGAGGACUUUAGCAUUGUGAUCGAAGGGUUAGUCUUAGAUUCUGAACUAACUGAAGACGUACGAAGAAAGUACUACAAGCUCUGUUGCUGUCAAAAUGCUUUCCUUCAUGAAAAUCUCAUAAAGGGGCUCAAUUUCAAGCUGAUUGCUGGGGUCAUUUCUGAAACCAUUAGUAUUGCUGAUGCCAUGAGAGGUUGCGAUCUUUCAACUUCACGGGAUGAGUUUGCUACCUGGGAUAAGACAUUGAAAGCGACUGAGCUUUUCGGUAUGAAUGUCGGGUUUCUACGUGCUAGGCUAACACACCUUGUUACCCUUGCCUUUGAUUCUGAAGAUGCUGCAAAAACAAGAAGGUACAUGGAAGCUAGAACUGAGAGACUCCACAUUGAAGAUGAGAUAAGAAACAUAGAAGCAAAGCUUGUAGGACUGAAAGCAACGCAUGAAAGGUACGAAUCUGAUGUCGAGAAUCUGAAAACAAGAGCUGAAAGAUACGAGGUCAGGUUUAACCGGGAGGUUCUUGCUCCAUGGUAAACUUUACUCUGGAUUCAAACAUCACUGAGAGUCGCGAUACUUUCAGUAUGGUGCAGGGAGUAGUUUUCUUACUCGGAAACUAAGGUGUUUGGUUUCUGCAUGGCUUGCGGUUGCUUGAGAUCAGAGGUGGAAAGCAACAGUAGUGUAGACAAGUGUGAUAAACAUGCUGUAAUUUUCCAAAAUUUAAAUGUUGUAGACAGUUAAUGUGCCUAGCAAAUGAAGAGAGAACAUUGUAAUGAUCUUCCUGUUUGUAAGCAGGGUAAUGUUGUAAUCUUUGUAGACGUGUAAUGAUUUGAAGAACCAUGUAUCGCCAUUUUUCUGGAAUUGCUCUUCCUUUCAUUCUCAGCUUGUUCAGGUUUUCAUGUGGCAGCAUACUGUAAACAUAACAAGCCGAUUUUUGUUGUUUUGGAGAUGCAGAUAGUUAAUGCACUCUGCGGCUGGUACUUCUCCCAGUAGGCGACAAAGACUGGCUAAGAAUCAGCCCUUUUUUUCUCAAUCGGAUGCAUCAUGGAUGGGGAGCCACUCUGUCUAGUAUAUACCCUUUUGACUGCUGAGGAGGCUGAUUUCAGGGGUAGAUUAGCCAGACUUAUCAGAAAGCUUUUGCUGCAGAAAAUAAAGGUGGUGGUCAUAACAAAGAAAACGGUGGAGGUACUACUCGGCACUGCUUCAGAAGCUUGGUGGGGUUAAUGUUGUGAUCUGCAAGCCACCAUGUGAGCACGUGUGGAAGAGAGGCCUCCAGCUGCCAUUUCUUCUGCUCUACUACCUCCUCCCCUCUGGCAGCUCUCAGUAAGCAGGGUCUGGCAUCCUGGAGACAACAUGGCGUCGGCUAAUUUGGUGUUUCGUCUUUCUGUAGAAUUCAUCCUGCACACUAGUUCCUGGAUUUUGUCUUCUUAUACAGCUCCCACAUACAAAAAAUAAAUAGAC
This is a messenger RNA of Linum tenue, 2570 nucleotides long. NCBI's taxonomy places the organism in Eukaryota, Viridiplantae, Streptophyta, Magnoliopsida, Malpighiales, Linaceae. The record is from the annotation of a GenBank genome assembly.